This is a messenger RNA of Capsicum annuum, 1282 nucleotides long. Its product is annotated as inositol-tetrakisphosphate 1-kinase 1. Gene Ontology annotation, biological process: inositol trisphosphate metabolic process. Lineage: Eukaryota; Viridiplantae; Streptophyta; Magnoliopsida; Solanales; Solanaceae. The transcript has 2 exons. Gene Ontology annotation, molecular function: ATP binding; inositol-1,3,4-trisphosphate 6-kinase activity; magnesium ion binding. Gene Ontology annotation, cellular component: cytoplasm. The coding region runs from base 138 to 1160 and encodes 340 amino acids. The record is from RefSeq and is a predicted model, not a curated record.
AUUUUUCUCCAUAUCUAGUAUAUUCAUAUAGCGUGCUGUGCACAACUCCUUACUCAUAAUCAAUCCCUUUUAGCUUCUCCUUAUUGCACCAUUUAUUGACUUUUCAUCACUCAUUUCCAACAACUAUAGAGCUAGCAAUGUGGGAAUCGGUAGCAGGGAAGAGGUUUCGUAUAGGUUACGCUCUUUCACCUCAAAAGAUCAGCACAUUUAUGAAACAUUCUCUGAUAAUCCAUGCCCGAGAUAGAGGUGUUGAUUUCAUUCAAAUUGAUCUCACCAAGCCAUUGAUCGAACAAGGUCCUUUCGACUGCGUCAUUCACAAGCUAUAUGACGCGGAGUGGAAGAAACAGCUCGAAGAAUUUUCACUCAAGAGCCCUACCACUUUCAUAAUCGACCCCUUAAAUGCCAUCGACAAGCUCCAGAAUCGAGUCACUAUGCUCGAAUUCGUCAACGAAUUGAAAAUCCAGAAUCUCGGAACUCCUUUGCAGGUUUUCGUUUCCGAUGAAUCAUCGGAAGCUCUGCAGGACGCUAUGACUCGUGAGGGCUUAAAAUUUCCAGUAAUUGCUAAGCCAUUGAUAGCAGAUGGCGCUGCGAACUCACAUCAAAUGUCUUUAGUCCUAAACCAAAAUGGACUAACAAAACUAGACCCGCCAAUCGUUCUACAGGAAUUUGUGAACCACGGGGGAGUCAUUUUCAAAGUUUACGUAGCAGGUGAUCACGUAAAAUGCGUGAAAAGGAAGUCGUUACCUGAUAUAAACGAAGAGAAAUUGAACACCAGCAGCUCAGAGAACUUGAUAUCGUUUUCAAGGAUAUCUAACUUUGCUCCUCAAAAUCAGAGUGAUCGCGAGAGUUAUGCAGAGAUGGUGGAGGCGAUGGAGAUGCCGCCUUUGAGCUUUGUAAACGAAGUGGCUAGUAGGAUGAGGGAUGCUCUGAAGCUGCGUCUAUUUAACUUUGACAUGUUGAGGGACAGUAGAAUCGGAACUCGAUAUCUUCUUGUUGAUAUCAAUUAUUUUCCUGGUUAUGCUAAGGCCCCCGAAUUCGAAACCAUGCUGACUGAUUUCUUCAUUGAUAUUGCACACAAGAAGCGAAGCAGAGAGAGUGGUAAUUUGGACCAGAUGGAGAAUAAGAUGAUGGAGGCAGAUUCUAAUGGAAACGAUCUAUAAAUCAUGCAUAUUAUGAUCAAUGGAUUUUUACUGUUUCAAGAUGUUCAUUUCGUUGUAAAAAUAGUUUGGUGACUUUCCUGUAACGCAAUAAAAGUUGGAGUGAGUAUUCGUGAAAUUAAUCA